UGGGAAACUCUUCUUUUAAUGAACAAAAUGGGCACUCAAUUAUCCUCUACAUUAGCAAUAUGCACCAUCCUUUUCACAAUCACCGCAUUCACACCGCCGGGAAGUUCCAGCCCGCCGGAGCCCCCCGUGAAAUGCACGUCCCACAACACCAACUGCACCGUCACCAACUCCUACGGCAACUUCACAUCGGACCGGUCCGUCUGCCGGGCCGGCUCGGUCGCCUACCCGGCCACGGAGGCCGAGCUGAUCUCCGUCGUGGCAAACGGCACGCGAGCCCGGCGCAAGAUGAAAGUCACCACCCGGUUCUCCCACAGCAUGCCCAAGCUGGUCUGCCCGGACGGGACCGACGGGCUGCUCAUAAGCACGAACAAGCUCGACCGGAUCCUAGAGAUCGACCCGGCCGGUCUGACCGUCACGGUCCAGAGCGGGGUCCUGACCGGGCAGCUCUACGACGCGCUGGCCCGGGCCGGGCUGGCGCUGGCCCACACGCCGUACUUGAGGGCGCUGACCGUUGGCGGGAUGAUUAGCACGCACGCGCACGGGAGCACGUUUAUGGCGAAAGGCGGAUCGCCGAGUGAUUAUGUUGUUGGUUUGACGAUUGUUAGCCCCGGGAGGAAGGAAGAGGGUUACGUUAAGGUGAGGCAGUUGACGGAGGGAGACGAGGAGCUUGAUGCUGCUAGGGUUUCCCUUGGAGUUCUUGGAGUUAUUAGUAAGAUAACUCUAAAAGUGGAGCCGUUGUUCAAGCGUUCAAUCAGCUUCCGCAAGAGAAGCGACACAGAUCUGGCGCACCGGGCAAUUUCGUUUGGUCGGAAACACGAGUUCGCCGACAUAUCGUGGUACCCCUAUCAACACAGAGCAGUUUACCGGAACGACGAUCGGGUUCCUCUCGAAGUGCCCGGCGAUGGCGCAUACGACUUCUUCCCCAUGCGCAGGGCCCUUUCUUCUUCUUCAAUUUCCAGCAGAGCUACAGGUAACAACUUCACAGGAUACCCAAUCAUCGGGUACCACCACAAGCUCCAAGCCAGCGGGAGCUGCUUCUUCAGCCCAGAGGACAACCUCAAAACCAGCUGCUCGUGGGACCCGCGCAUCGACGGCGCGUUCUUCCACCAGACCACAUUCACCAUCAGCCUUCCGCUGGUCGCCGGCUUCAUCCGCGACGUCCAGAGGCUCGUCGCGAAAAACCCAAAGUCCGUCUGCGCCGUGGACGAGUACAACGGGAUCCUGGUCCGGUUCCACAAGGGUUCGACCGCGUACCUGGGCAAGACCGAGGACGCGGUCGGGUUCGACUUCAGCUACUACCGGAGCCGGGACCCGCUGGCCCCGCGGCUGCACGAGGACGCCAUGGAGGAGAUCGAACAGAUGGCGCUGUUCAGGUACAAUGCGACGCCGCAUUGGGCGAAGAACCGGAGGGUGGCGUUCGAGGGAGUGAUUUCAAAAUACGGGGACGGAGGGGCGAGGUUUUUGCGGGUGAGGGAGGAUUAUGACCCGUUGGGCCUGUUUUCGAGCGAGUGGACGGAUUAUGUUCUUGGGCUUGGGGGAGAUGGGCCGGGCCAAUUGGGGAGUGGUUGCGCGCUGGAUGGGCUGUGUGUUUGUCGGGAGGAUUUGCAUUGUGCGCCGGAGAAGGGGUAUUUUUGUCGGCCGGGGAGAGUGUAUAAGGCGGCUAGGGGAAAUAGACGAGAAAACAAAGACAAUGAGAAAAUGAGUCCGAUUCUACGGAGGACGAAGAAUCCUCCGACCUUCAUUCCCCAACUUCUGAGAUUCGCUAGCAGGUCAAUCAAGUCCUUCAGAUUCCCUGGCGAGCCUCUCGAUUCUUCAUCUAUCACCUAUGGCGUCCAUGUCUUCCAGUGCCCGGAUGGUCGUGGUAUCGUCGCAAAGCUUUCGGAUUGCAUUGCUUCCAGAGGCGGGAACAUACUCGGAGCUGACGUUUUCGUGCCGGAGAACAAAGAGGUUUUCUAUUCCAGAAGUGAGUUCAUUUUCGACCAUGUUAAAUGGCCGCGAGCACAGAUGGAAGAGGAUUUCAUGGAGCUAUCUAGAUCGUUCAAUGCAACGAGAUCUGUUGUCCGGGUUCCCGAUUUGGACCCCAAGUACAAAAUUGCCAUUCUUGCUUCAAAACAGGUAUUAUCUGGUAAGUUUUUAAGGAGCUAUGGGAAAGAUGUAAUUAAUAUUCACCAUGGACUUCUGCCAUCAUUUAAAGGAGGAUUCCCUUCUAAGCAGGCUUUUGAUGCAGGCGUGAAAUUAAUCGGUGCAACAUCUCACUUUGUCACUGAAGAACUUGAUUCAGGGCCUAUUAUUGAACAGAUGGUUGAGAGAGUCACACACAGAGAUAAUCUUCGAAGUUUCAUUCAGAAAUCAGAGAACCUGGAAAAACAAUGCCUUGCCAAAGCUAUAAAGUCUUAUUGUGAACUGAGAGUGUUGCCUUAUGAGCAUAACAAGACUGUCGUCUUUUGAGGUAAAAAGAAGCCUGGAUACUUGCAGUUAGAAGGUAGUUACUUUUGUCUGUACAAUCAACUCAUUCAUUCAAUGAUCUACAGUGAUAGAUCAAACCAGUCGAAGCAACAGUGAACCACAAUGUUGUACAUCUUACAUUUAUUCGACAUGGGAAAUUGAUUUUAGAACUUCUGCAAAUACAUAGUUUUGUGACCUUAGGAGUUUCUGUUGUUUGUUUCUCAUUUAGUUUUGUGACCUUAGGAGUUUCUGUUGUUCGUUUCUCAUUUGUUUGUCCGGAACUCGGACCAAGAACAAAUAAGACUUGGCUUGAGAUGUCUAAUGUAUGCUCUAACCGUAAAUUGUGUUGUAAUUGUCUGGUUUUAGAAUUUGAGUUGGGAAGAGUGUAGAGGAACAAAGAAACUAGAGGUAAAUUUUACCAAAAGAGAUUGCUUCCUUUCUGUUUUCCACAUAUCUCUGCAACAUUUAUUGACAUGGUGAGUUGACUUCAGACCAGAGUACAAGUUCGGUUGUUGAGUUUCUCAUGUACAAAACUGUGGCAGCUGAGACUAAAUGCUGUCGUUUAUGUUCAAGAACUCCAAAGAUCUCUCAGUUGCUUCCAUGCUAUUGACUCGACGUAGCAGGGUUUGAAUCCCAUCGACCCAUUUUUGCUUCUGAAUCUUGCUCUUGCAUUUGAACUCCAGAAGGCCUUGUGCAGUUUUGACUCCAAAGUAGAGCUCUUCGGAACUUUCCCUCUCUUUUCU
Messenger RNA from Linum tenue, 3188 nucleotides. The record is from the annotation of a GenBank genome assembly. NCBI's taxonomy places the organism in Eukaryota, Viridiplantae, Streptophyta, Magnoliopsida, Malpighiales, Linaceae.